Messenger RNA from Sabethes cyaneus, 916 nucleotides. RefSeq lists its product as uncharacterized. NCBI's taxonomy places the organism in Eukaryota, Metazoa, Arthropoda, Insecta, Diptera, Culicidae. The coding region runs from base 24 to 590 and encodes 188 amino acids. The transcript has 4 exons. The record is from RefSeq and is a predicted model, not a curated record.
CCAAACGAUCUUUUCUCCACAAAAUGUCGACCCUUCUCGCACCUUGUCCGUGGAAAUUCGCACUGGUGGUAUUUCUACUAGCAGCCAGCUGCACGCAAGCCAACGACCAGGAUCAGGACCUACUUGCUUCGGCCUCUUCAUACAAGUCAACCAAGUCAACUUCCUCCCUAAAAUCGCUCAUCCGACACAAACGUGCGCUUGGCUUAUUCCAGAAGAUUGGCCAAAUGGGAAAGAUAAUCUACCAGCAGUACAACGACACCACCUGGACGCUGAAGAACAUCUACGACAUCCUGAGCAACGAGUUCACCGAUACUUACACGACGACCACCCCGGAUCCCCGGCUACCAACAACGACGCCGGAUCCGUCGAUAAGCACCACCGCCAAGUAUCGUAUCACCCGAGCGGAGCUCGGCCGAAUUCUAAACCGAAACUACCGAGGUCUGCAGAAGCUGUUCCGGUUAGAGUGGAAUGACGCUUGGAAUCAAACCAAAUACAACGUGGCAAUCUACAAGAACGAACUGAAAAAUUCCGUGUACGGACCGGGCAAUAUAACCAUCGCCGGAAGCAGUAAUAAUGCGGUGAAACCUUAAACUUAAACUUUCGGUAAAAGACUACUCUGAACUGAUGAAGGGAUUUUUUCUGUGAUAAAUAACUACCACAAUUGUACUGUUUUUUUUUUUUUGUAUUUUUCGUUCAUUUUUCAAAUGGGGAACAUUUAUCCUAUUAGGUGUAGAAGCAAAACAAGAAAAUCAAGUUGCUCAGUUCUAUUCCAUAAGUUAGGUCAGAAUGAAUCUUUAUUAGCAUCGACAAAAUUAACAGACAGAAGAAGCCAAAUCUGUUAAUUUUCUCGAUAGAUUAAUCAAUUCUGGAUCGAUAAUAUUAGGGUAAAGAUUAAGAGUGUUAGGCUAGCAAUACA